This is a messenger RNA of Ziziphus jujuba (common jujube), 1945 nucleotides long. RefSeq lists its product as uncharacterized. Gene Ontology annotation, biological process: transmembrane transport. Lineage: Eukaryota; Viridiplantae; Streptophyta; Magnoliopsida; Rosales; Rhamnaceae. Gene Ontology annotation, cellular component: membrane. Gene Ontology annotation, molecular function: transmembrane transporter activity. The record is from RefSeq and is a predicted model, not a curated record.
AGUCAACCAUAAGCCUUGGUUACCUUUUACUUCCCAUAAAACCAGACCAAAACAGAGGACUUUCCCACUCCUCUAUUUCGUUUCAGAGAGUUUGAAACAGAGGACGCUAACCAAAACUCAAAGCUGAGUAUUUUUGAAAAUGAAAUCGGAGACUUUGACGUUGGUUUUGGUGAAUCUCGCGGGAAUCAUGGAGAGGGCUGACGAGUCACUGUUGCCUGGGGUGUAUAAAGAGGUUGGUGUUGCUCUUCAUACAGACCCGACUGGGUUGGGCUCGUUGACUCUGUUCAGAUCCAUAGUUCAGUCGUCUUGCUACCCACUUGCGGCUUAUCUUGCUGUGCGUCACAACCGUGCUCAUGUCAUUGCUCUUGGUGCUUUUCUCUGGGCUGCCGCCACCUUCCUCGUUGCCUUUUUCUCCACUUUCUUGCAGCUGGCGAUUUCAAGAGGUUUGAAUGGGAUUGGACUUGCCAUUGUCACACCAGCCAUUCUGUCCCUUGUUGCUGACUCAACCGACGAGAGCAACCGUGGUACUGCUUUUGGUUGGCUACUACUUACAGGAAACUUGGGUGGCAUCAUUGGUGGUCUCUGCGCUGUACUUAUAGCCUCAACAUCAUUCAUGGGAAUACCUGGUUGGAGAUUAUCUUUCCAUCUGGUUGGACUCAUUAGUGUAAUUGUUGGUGUAUUGGUCCGCGUCUUUGCUAAUGAUCCACGCUGCUCUGACGGUGAUAGUAGAGCUAAAGAUCAAAUCCAGCGCAAGUCUUUUAUGUCGGACAUGAGAUGCAUGAUCAAUGAAGCGAAAUCAGUUCUUAGAAUCCCAUCUUUUCAAAUCAUUGUGGCUCAGGGUGUCUCUGGGUCAUUCCCAUGGUCUGCUAUGUCAUUUGCAGCUAUGUGGUUAGAGCUCAUUGGAUUCUCCCAUGGUAAGGCGUUCCUUUGGACCCUUUUUAUAGUUGCUUGUUCACUUGGAGCUCUCUUUGGAGGAAAGAUGGGGGAUAUCCUCGCAAAACGCUUACCGAAUUCUGGGAGAAUAAUGCUUUCACAGAUUAGCUCUGGUUCAGCCAUUCCUUUUGCAGCUAUUUUGCUGCUUGUGUUGCCUGAUGACCCAUCCACAGCAUUCUCACAUGGUUUGGUUUUGUUCCUUAUGGGAUGCUUCAUAUCAUGGAAUGCUGCAGCAACUAACAAUCCAAUAUUUGCAGAGAUAGUCCCUGAGAAGUCCCGUACCAGCAUCUAUGCUCUCGAUCGAUCUUUCGAAUCCAUCUUGGCCUCCUUUGCACCCCCAAUAGUUGGGAUUUUGGCACAGCAUGUUUACGGUUAUAAACCAACCCCAAAAGGGUUAUCAGAUUCUAUACAGAUUGAAACUGACAGAGAGAAUGCUGAAUCACUAGCCAAAGCACUGUACACAGCAAUUGGCAUUCCAAUGACAAUCUGUUGCUUCAUUUAUUCUUUCCUCUACUGCACGUAUCCUAGAGAUCGAGAACGGGCAAGAAUGACUGCUUUAAUUGAGUCAGAAAUGCACCAAGCAGAAACAGAUACUACUUCAUCAAGAGAAGAUUAUUCAGAAAUUCUUGUCUCAGAAUCGAAAGAAGUUGAUGAAAAGGAAAUGACUGAAAUUGACAUGGAAUAUGGUGGUGACGAUGAAAAGGACAUUGCUUUUGAUGAUAAUGAUAAGAAGUCUCUUCUUUCCCGAGAGUUGACACUUUCAGAGGUGGGAAAAUAACUUACCCGCAAGUUGCAAUAGAAGCAGGAUUCAUCAAAAGCUUUAACCAAGAUCAAUAUCUUCUUCAUACCACAUUUUAUUACUCAUAGUUUUGUUUGGAGUAGUUUAAUAUGUUUCACGAAUUGAUAAUGAUUAAUGAACAAUGUAUACCAUGUUUAUAAAUCUGUUGAUUUGUUUUGAUCGUACACCUUGCCAAUCGUAGUGACUAAAUCUGUACUGGUUUUCAUUUCUUUA